Molecule: messenger RNA, 1914 nt
Organism: Lasiodiplodia theobromae
Lineage: Eukaryota; Fungi; Ascomycota; Dothideomycetes; Botryosphaeriales; Botryosphaeriaceae
Product: MFS transporter
Exons: 6
Coding region: 1-1914 (637 amino acids)
Biological process (GO): transmembrane transport
Molecular function (GO): transmembrane transporter activity
Source: RefSeq, a predicted model, not a curated record
AUGGCCGAGCACAAGCUGCCCUGGCGCCAGUUCGUCAUUCUCUCACUAUGCCGCUUUGCCGAGCCCAUCGCGCUCACGAGCGUGUUUCCCUACCUGCCUGAGAUGAUUGAGUCCUUUGGCGUGCCCAAGAACGAGAUCGCGAAAUGGGCCGGCGCCGCUUCCGCCAUCUUCAGCCUGGGCCAGUGCCUGACGAGCAUAUUUUGGGGGAGGGCCUCGGACACGUAUGGGCGCAAGAAGAUCAUCCUGCUGGGUCUGUUCAACACCAUGGUCACCAGCUUGGUGUGGGGCUUCUCCACCUCGCUGCCCAUGGCCUUGGUCGCCAGGGCCAUCCAGGGCGCCGGCAACGGCAACGUCGGCAUCUUGCGCACAAUGGUCGCAGAGCUGUGCCCGUGGAAAGAACUGCAACCGAGAGCGUUCAGUAUCAUGCCUUUGGUCUACAACAUCGGGAGCGUCUUCGGCCCGGCAAUUGGUGGAGCGCUGUCGAACCCUCUUGGCGUUGAUGUCACGAAACCUCGCGGUGACUCGUUCUUCGAGAAAUAUCCCUUUGCCCUUCCGAACAUUGUCGGCGCUCUGCUCUUCCUCACCGGCAUCAUUACCGGCAUUCUUUUUCUUCAUGAAACGCUAGAAAGCAAGAAAGACGAAACAGACUAUGGUUUGGUACUGGGCGAAAAGCUCAAUUCUGCCGUCUCCAAUCAAAUCGUGCGGGCGAAGAACGUGUGGCACAAAGCCAAGGGCGAAGAGACGGAGCCACUUCUCAAGCACGUCGAUUCCACGACCAAUCAGGACGAUGACCAAACGAAUGGCGAUACGCGCAAGCCGACGGAGCAGAGCCCCGUCACGGUCCGUGAAGUACUUUCGGUGCAAUCCGUGACCAAUUUGGUCAUAUAUACUGUCUUGGCCAUGCAUUCCAUCGGUUAUGACCAGCUCCUUCCUGUCUUUAUGCACCAUCCCGCUCACCCCUCUGAUGGUUCAUCGUACAGCCCGGCCAACCCGCUCAAGUUCUCCAACGGCUUCGGCAUCAAGUCGAAGAACAUCGGCGCCAUGUUCACUUUGUAUGGUGCGCUCUGCUUCCUCUACCAACUCUUCUUCUUCCCGCCGCUCGCCCGGCGUUACGGUGUCCUGCGCUGCUUCCGCGUUGUCUCGCUCAUCUUCCCUGUCGUCUUCCUGAUCACCCCUUUCACCGCGCUGCUCCCAGACCAGACGUCGCAACAGGUUGUCAUGUUCGUGAUCAUGAUGAUCAAGGGUUGCUGCACAACAUUCGCAUUCCCCUGCAGCACCAUUCUUCUGACCAACAGCGCUCGCUCGCUCCGCGUGCUUGGGACGCUCAACGGCAUCGCAACGUCCGUAUCUGCAAUAGGUAGAGCUGCCGGACCGGCUGUCGGUGGUAGUCUCUUCACUCUCGGCGUCAAGCACGGCUACGUCAUCGCCCCAUUCUGGAUGUUCACUGCUAUUUCCAUAGUCGGCGCCGUGCCAGCCUUUUUCCUCGUCGAGGGUAAAGGGUUUGGCCCGGAUGACGAGGACGAGGAUGAGACGUCGGGAGACGAUGAGAGCAUCCCAGCCAAGGGCGGCUCUUCGUCGAGACGACCUUCUAGAGCAGGGGCGGAUGGCGAUGAGGAGAACAAUGACCGCGUCGGAGAGCUGCUCAGCCGCACCACGACGUACUCUUCGAUCGCAUCUGCAGCAAUCAGCGAUACGGACGACGAGGCGAUUGGCAGUCCAAUCAGCUCGAGCUUGCCAGCCGAGGCGCCUCAUCGGCCGUCACAUCCCAGCAGAACGCCGUCGGGACGAGUGCAAACGGUAAGGAGGAGGACGAGUGUGCCCAUCGGUAUGAGCGGGACUGGCUUGAGGAGGUACAGCUCGAAUCUGGGUGUAACUAGGGAUGGAUACGGAACAGGGCAGAGUUGGGGUGGUUGA